Molecule: messenger RNA, 690 nt
Organism: Panicum virgatum (switchgrass)
Lineage: Eukaryota; Viridiplantae; Streptophyta; Magnoliopsida; Poales; Poaceae
Product: serine/threonine-protein kinase STN8, chloroplastic-like
Exons: 3
Coding region: 1-690 (229 amino acids)
Source: RefSeq, a predicted model, not a curated record
AUGGAGUUCAACGUCAAGGUGGAGCUCGAUGGCCAUGGAUGGGGGUUCCUGGGCGCGACGUGGCUGUACCUGACGGCGCGGCCGGGGGUGCUGAGCGGCGCCGUGGACGCCUACGUCCUGCUGCAGCUGGCGCUGGUGGACAGCGUGCUGGGCCGGCGAAGCCUCAAGAUGAGCGACUUCGUGGUCGGCGAGCGCAUCGAGGAGGGCUCGUUCGGUGGUGGUGUUCUUCGGCACCGUCGUGGAGGAGCGGACGGGCAGGGCCAGGACGAGCCUCCAGAACGACGACAGGUACAAGGAGAAGGUCAUCCUCAAAAAGAUCAAGGUGGGAACAGUGGGGGCCAAGGAGUGCGGCGACUAGGAGGAGUGGUUCAACUACCGCGUGGCCAGGGCGGCGCCGGACUGCCGGAGACGUGCGCCGACUUCCUCGGGAGCUUCGGCGCCGACAAGACCAAGUCGGAGUGCGUCGAGGGCGGCAAGUGGCUCGUCUGGAAGUUUGAGGUGUGCAUUUGGGCCAUGGCGUUGCCAUUUUUCCUGUUGCGAUUUCUUUUGCUGUAUGACCGACCACUCAUGGGAGGGACCAAGAGCGAGGCAUCUGGUCGUAAGUGGCGUAACAAUUUUUUGUCCUGUAUGGGAUUGUUUGAACAAUGUGGUACAGAGUUUCAGACACUAGCUAACUGUACAUUGUGCUAG